AUGGCGUGUGCAGCACCAGCAGCUGCCUUGCAAGUCGCGAGGGAAGACCUUCAAGCGAGUCGUGACGCCCGCCGCAGGGAGCAGGCGGAGAGGAGGGCGGCACGCCAGGUCGCAAAGCUGCACAACUCCUUGAGGUGUGAUGCGCGCCCCCGCGUCCGCCUCGCGGCGGCUGAGGCAGUGGCUUCUAUGAGCCCGUCGCCGACAGACUGCUGCACAUCGAGUGCCCAGAAUCGGACCACCGAGGGCGCUCAAGCGGGGAGGGCCGGCGAGCAGUCGGAGGGCCCAGUUGUCGUGUCGUUGUUCGGACUGGACCUGCUGGAGUUCUCGCUGCAGCUAUUGCCGCGCUCGUGGGCGAAGAUCAGGUCGCUGGAUCUCAGCCACAACAAGCUGUCUGCAUUGCCAGGGCUCGAAAGGUUGGUGUCGCUGACGGAGUUGGAUCUGUGCCGCAACGAGUUCAAAGGCUUGCCAGCAUCGUUACCACUUCUUCCCGAACUAGCAAAGAUCAACAUCAGCAGAAAUGAUCUCCGCCCCAGCCUAGAUUUUCUUAAAAUGCUGCUGCAACCCCCUGGGCUGCCGUCUCUUGAGGAAUUGGAUCUUACUCUGAACAGAAAAUGUUACACGCAGGACUUGGCAGAUCUGCUGAGGUCAGAGCUCCCCAACGUGGCUGUAAGAAUGACGGUGACCUUUCCGCCGCCGCCAGGGGCUAAGGUCGGCGAAGGCGCGUGCGACCGGGAUGCGUCUCUUCUCCGCUCCCAGCUCGAGCCCUUCACCACUCUCCAGCUUCGCCGCCGUCUAGUGGAUUCUUUUGGUGAGGAGCCCUACCAGAGGGUGGGCCCAUCACCACCACCUCGUGCUGAAGUGAUGGAUCAUCUGCUCGAGCGCUACCGUAUGGCUGGUAUUGAGGAGGAGCGGAGGUUGGUGCGGGUGAAUGGCACACCUGUGGAAAAAGAGCUGCUCGACCAGCUACUUGUCUUGCUGCGGGAGUGGGCAGCGAGACAUGAGCAUCAUCAGGAGCGCCCAAACAUCCGCGCGCAAACUUACAUGAUUUUGCGCUCCCCGACGGAAUUCGAGAAGAAGCUCAGUGUCGGAAGCCGCCGUGCGUUGACGGCCCAGAAGAAGUACGAACAAAACGAGAAGCUUUGGAAUCUAGCUAAAGUUGCGAUGGCUUCGGUGGACCCCGACUUUGCUGCUAAAUUUACAGGGCUGGCCGUGACUCAAGGGUUCAGGGGCUCGCCACAUAUCGAUACAACAAAUACUCAGGGUACUGGUCCUUUCUAUGGGCUCGCGUUCGGCGAUUUCGCGGACGGGACAGGUGGGAUACGCGUGGAAGUUGAUGCCAUGACAGUCGCCGAAGUGAACACGAAAGGCCGUCUUGGGAAGGUUGACGGGCGUUUCCCACAUUGGGUAGCUCCGUAUGAUGAGGCUUGUGAGAGGUUCUCCCUGAUCUUUUACCAGACCGAGGGAGCUAUCGUGCCACAGUCUUCCGCGGUAUUCGGGACCAUACUCGCUGGAUGA
This is a messenger RNA of Prorocentrum cordatum, 1515 nucleotides long. The record is from the annotation of a GenBank genome assembly. NCBI's taxonomy places the organism in Eukaryota, Dinophyceae, Prorocentrales, Prorocentraceae.